AUGGGUGCCGGAGGGCUGGCUUCCAUCGUGUUUGGAUUGAUUGUCGAUGCCUUCGGUGGCGCUAGCUUCAAUGCGAUCGGUACAAUUGCGUUUAGUAUCGCCGGUGCCGGUGGCGACGAUGAUACACUCAUGUCCACCGCCGUCCGCUUUCCUGCUCAGGCGAUUGGUGCAGCUGGUGGUGUGAUGUCUCUUUUGGAGUUGAUGCCAUUAGAGUACAAACAUCUGCUAGAAGGACCUACUCUAAAAGUAGAUUUGCAUACUGGAGCCAUUGCUGAGGGAAUUUUGACUUUCGUUAUCACUUUUGUUGUUCUCUUGAUCAUCAUCAAGGGUCCUAACAGCUUGUUCUUGAAGAAUUGGAUGCUUUCCAUGGCAACUAUGGUGGUGAUUCUUGUUGGUUCAAGCUACACAGGUCCUUCAAUGAAUCCUGCAAAUAUUUAUAAUUCUUUUCACCACCUGUAUUUUGGAUUGCAACAUGAGGCCUUGAAUCUUUGCAAGAGCAUGAUGAGGAGAGGGGAAUGCCCUCCACUUAUGGUUGUUUUUGAUCCUGUAGAAGGAUUCACCGUAGAAGCUGAUAGAUGUAUCAAAGACUGGACAAUAAUCACUGAAUAUGUUGGAGAUGUUGAUUACUUACAGAGCCGGGAAAAUGAUGAUGAAAUCACGAAUUCCAAUUCUGUUGGAAUCACAGAAGUUGAUGCUUGA
This is a messenger RNA of Lactuca virosa, 699 nucleotides long. The record is from the annotation of a GenBank genome assembly. Lineage: Eukaryota; Viridiplantae; Streptophyta; Magnoliopsida; Asterales; Asteraceae.